Molecule: messenger RNA, 1392 nt
Organism: Talaromyces stipitatus ATCC 10500
Lineage: Eukaryota; Fungi; Ascomycota; Eurotiomycetes; Eurotiales; Trichocomaceae
Exons: 2
Coding region: 1-1392 (463 amino acids)
Source: RefSeq, a predicted model, not a curated record
AUGGAAGCCCCUUUGAAACAAUAUCCUCCCUGGAAUUCUCUUCCAACCACUUUCUCCCGAUCGCAAACUGCUUCUUCUCUUCGCGACAGCUCUUGCGCUUCCGAUGAUGUCUCUGACAUUUCCUUGGGUACGAUCAACACGACCCUUACGAACAUAUCAUCUACAUUGCCCGAUUUCGGGAUUCCAAUUCCACACACUCCGAAGCUGCAUUUUAAGUUCCAAAAUUCUGUUCACACCCUAAGUGGCACAGACUUUGGUUACGAAUCAGACGACUCCAGAGUCGAGGGCACCGAGCAUGUGGAGUUUAGUGAACAUGAUUAUCAAUACCCCGAAAAUUCUUUGCAAGGCGAUGAAAUAUUUGCAUUCGAGGACUAUUCCUACGAUCCCUUAGAAAAUGCAACUUCGCCAUAUGAUCCUUGUGAUAGCACUUCUGAAUUCGACGAUUUCGAAGACUUUGAAGACAUUGAUGAAGAUUUUGAUGGAUACACCGACGACCUGCAAUUCGACGAUUCUCACAUCGCAUUUGAAAACGUUGUGCGCUUUGAUCCAGAUGUCUCAUACAUUGAAGCAGUCGAGCUUCCUGAUGUUGACGCUAAUGAAGGAUCCGAAACUCCUCAAAUGACACUCCAUGAACUUAUGCUACUUGCCGAUAGACAGCGCGGACUUGUUGGUAAUGAUAGUAAAGGAGACAAUGAAGAAGAUGAUAUGAAUGCAGAAACAUCCAUUGCAAAUGGGCUAAUCGAAGAGCUUGCGCAAGAUCAUCCUCGCGACGUAAUGGAUGUUGACAGGCAACUUUUCAUCGCGUUCAUUAACGGGCUUCAUGGAGACACGGGGCGAAAAUAUCAACCUCGUCUACAGGAUCGAGUGCAAGGGUUCCGAGAGGGUCGUUUUCAGUCGCCUUUCUUCGAAGGUGAAAAAGACUCGUCCGGAUGCUUUAUGCUUGAUGAAGCACUCAAGCAUGUCAUUGGCAUGUUUCGUCAUGUCGUCUUACGCGAGGAAUUCGACGAGCUCGUGCAUCUUGCCCAGUCUUCGCGGAUGCAGAAAGAAAUGUCCGCUGCAUCUCCCCACAUGCAGCCAUCCAGUUUCUGGGACAAAAUUGAAGGUCUCUUGUCAGAGCGCCUCCUCAAGGGGAUAGCCAGCGUUGGAAAAGACGAGUUGAGUUUUUUCGCGGAUGGUGUCGUCUACGCACUCGAACGUCCGAAAAUAUACACAUACGACGGUAUUAUCGCCAAGGGCGUUGAAAAUCUUAAAGCGAUGGGAGAAAAUAAAGUAGUGGAAUUGGCAGCCCUUUUGAUAGAAGGGAGUGAUUUAGUGGCUGGCUCCGGUGACCAGCAAAACAGAUAUCUCACGACUCAGCAAUGGUCGCAUGAGAGACGACGAAAAGUUAUGUAG